Molecule: messenger RNA, 1059 nt
Organism: Prunus persica (peach)
Lineage: Eukaryota; Viridiplantae; Streptophyta; Magnoliopsida; Rosales; Rosaceae
Exons: 1
Coding region: 79-675 (198 amino acids)
Source: RefSeq, a predicted model, not a curated record
GUCCAGAGAAUUCCUUCGAGUUCAACAUGGAAAUGCUCUCCUCCGAGACUGGUAGACGGACAGAGUCAGUUGUAUGGAAUGCUCUACUGGUGGAGCUCUAGUGAUGGCUUUGUUAUUGGUUUGGACCCCUACUCCAACGACAGCUCCAACUCGGCUAAAUAUUGUUUCCAUUUCAUCGAUGAACCUCAAGAUGAGUUGGAGUCGGAGUAUGGAAGAACAUUUGAUUUCAUGGGUGUGUCUAGUAGAGGGCGUUUGCGAAUGUGCCAGUACUCCCCCGCGUGUGUUGGUGAUACCGAUGGGGAUGUGAGUGUUUGGGAGUUGAAAGAUGACCACCAGAUGGACAAGGAAAUGGACACGGACGACGUUGCAUCUGCAUGCAAUGACAAUAGCAGAUGGUGUUUGGUAGGCAGAGUUACCCUGUUACAUAUGCUUCCGGAAAACCAGUUUAUGAUAACAAGGAAAUAUCAUAGCAAAUGGCUUAACACAGUUAUGGUGCUCGCUUUCCACCCAAAUGAUGAUGAUAUCUUGUAUUUAGAGUUUUCUCAACAAAUCAUCAUGUCUUCCCCUUGGUGUUCCCGUGGUGGCCGACACCAAUACUUACUCGAGACACAAACCAGCGGCCUCCUCCUCCUCCUUGAAUUCCCAUGUGCGCCGUAUAACCACUUAUACUACUAGUACUACUGGAACCAGACGAGCCAUCAAGUGAAUGUUGCAAAAAAAGAAAAGAGAAGCUGGCCAUUGCUUGUGCUUCCUCAAUCCUCCACCGAAAAACAAUGCUAGCGCACUCCAUGCAUGCAAGGCAGCUAGCAACUAAUUCGAAAGGUUUCGAAGCUAGCCGAUGAGGCAAGAGAAAAAAAGUUGCAACGUCCCUAAUUUGGUCUGAAUUUGAUGUUCAUAGUUAAUAUUAUAUACGUCCCAUUCGGAUUGCUACUAGUUAGGCUAGUUUAAUUAAUACUUGAUUGCCACUUGUAAGUUGUAUGUAAAUGUAAGUGUGUGUUCUCGUCUUGAUUAGAUUUAUGUUAUGUUAGUACGUGUAUAUAUAGUAUACUUGAUUUUAUA